Messenger RNA from Oncorhynchus gorbuscha (pink salmon), 3572 nucleotides. RefSeq names its product inactive dipeptidyl peptidase 10-like. NCBI's taxonomy places the organism in Eukaryota, Metazoa, Chordata, Actinopteri, Salmoniformes, Salmonidae. The transcript is spliced from 26 exons. Gene Ontology annotation, biological process: proteolysis. The record is from RefSeq and is a predicted model, not a curated record. Gene Ontology annotation, molecular function: serine-type peptidase activity; dipeptidyl-peptidase activity. The coding region runs from base 1 to 2550 and encodes 849 amino acids.
AUGGGAUUCUCCCAGCGCCAGAGGUCUGUCUACGACAAGACAAUCCACAUGAUCUUUGAGCACAUUCCAGGAGUGGAGACCAUGAUGGAUGACAUCAUCGUCUGGAGGUCCACAAAAAAGAACACGGCGCCAGAUCUGAAGGACGUGCCGGAUUUUGGGCCUGACAGGAACUGGAAAGGUAUCGCCAUCUCUCUGCUGGUCAUCAUGGUCAUACUGUCACUCAUUGGACUGGCCAUCGCUCUUCUUUCCAAAAAUGAUGGCGUGAAGUCUUUAGGCACCCAAUUGACACUGGAUGACCUCUUUCAACGAGAGUUCCAGGUGCAUGACCCUGAUGCAAAGUGGAUCAAUGAUGAGGAGAUCAUUUUCAGGAGCUGGGACGGUGAUGUGUUCAAAGCCAACACGCAGAGCAAUGAGACAGACCUCUUACUAAAAAACACCACUUUUGCAACAUUUAAGGCAUCCAAGUUUGCAGUUUCUCCAGAUCUAAACUUUGUUCUUCUGGGCUAUGACGUGAAACAGGUGUACCGGUACUCUUUCCUGGCAUCCUACUUGAUAUACAACCUGCAUACAAGGGAGGUACAGGAGCUGAACCCUCCAGAGGUGUCGGACUCGGUCCUGCAGUUUGCUUCCUGGGGCGUUCGGGAUCAACAGCUGGUGUAUGUCUUUGAAAACAACAUUUACUACCAGACGGAUGUGAAAAGCAGUUCUUGGAGACUGACGUCUUCAGGACAUGAACGAGUUGUCUUCAAUGGCAUCGCUGAUUGGUUAUAUGAAGAGGAAGUGCUGCACUCUCAAGUGGCUCACUGGUGGUCCCCUGAUGGGUCACGACUGGCCUACCUCAACCUCAACGACACUCUGGUACCCAACAUGCUCCUGCCUCGCUUCACUGGCACCCUCUACCCCAGGGGCCAACUGUACCCUUACCCCAAGGUGGGGCAGGUCAAUCCCACAGUUAAGAUUUACGUCGUCACCUUGGAUGGGGGAUCCCAGACGACUGAACUGCGACCUCCCAACAGCUUUGAAAAAAGUGACUACUACAUAACCAUGGUGAAAUGGGUCACAGAGGAGAAGAUUGGUGUGCGCUGGUUGAACCGAGCCCAGAACACCUCCAUCCUGUCGCUAUGUGAGGUCACUAUGGGGGCAUGUCUAAAAAAACAUGUGAUUACAUCAGAGAAGUGGCUUGAUCGCCAGAAUGAAGAGCCAUUGUUUUCCAAGGAUGGGAAUACCUUCUUCCUGACCAUGCCAAUAAAACAUGGCGGACGAGGGUCAUUCCACCAUAUCACCAUGAUAUCUGAUCAGUUUAAUGGUGAUGAGGUCAACAUGCGCCACCUGACCUCUGGCAGCUGGGAGGUGUCUCAGAUCCUGGAGUAUGAUGAGGAAGCAGAUACAGUUUAUUUCCUUAGCACAGAAGAUAGUUCAAUACAAAGACAACUGUACAGGGUGUCGGCGGUAAACCCAUUUCAACGUGAAUGCCUGACCUGCUCCCUGUUCAAAACACAAUGCUCCUACUACGAUGCAGUCUUCAACCAAGACUAUCAAUAUGUCCUGCUGAACUGUAGAGGUCCUGGUAUACCAAGAACUACCCUUUACAAACUGAAUGACAUGAGCAAGAAUGACACUUUGGAGAAGAACACUGCACUAAGAGAUGCACUGAUAUAUAGGAAUAUACCAAGGAGAGAUAUCAGGACCCUACAAAUCAACAACUUUGCACUUCGUCUGGAGCUGACCUUGCCAAUAGAUUUUGAUGAGGCCACAGCGCAUCCACUUCUGCUGAUCCUGUACGUAUCCUACCCUUCACCAAUCCUUAUCUUGGAGUGUACUGUGUGUGAAAUUUCCCUAGAUCCUUAUCCUUAUCAAUGUGACAGUGCCCCCGGUGGCCAGGCGGUGAGUGACCAGUUUGUUCUUGACUGGGACUCUGUUCUGGUCAGCUCGGAUAACGUCAUCGUGGCUCGCCUGGACGGCAGUGGGAGUGGGUUCCUGGGCCAGCGGGUCCUACAUGAAGUCCACCAGCGUUUGGGAACUGUGGAGGUGCAGGACCAGAUUGCAGCAGUAGAGUACCUGACCAAGCUGCCAUAUGUGGAUAAAAAUAAGGUUGCUGUUUAUGGAAAGGCUUAUGGGGGUUUCCUGAGCUCUCUUCUACUCCUCUCCUCUGGCUCCAUGUUCAGAUGUGGGGUUGCAGUUGCUCCCGUGACAGACUGGAGACUCUACGGUUCGGCCUUCACUGAGCGUUACUUUGGGUUUCCGGUCCAGGAUGAGCGUAAAUAUCAACUCUCCAGUCUGCUUCCCAACAUCACAGGGACAGGUCAACGGAAGUUUCUCAUCAUCCAUGGAACAGCAGAUGCCACCGUUCAUUUCCAGCAUUCCGCGGAGCUGGUGAAACUUCUGUCAAUAUCAAACGUUAACUACACUCUGCAGAUCUUCCCGGACGAAGGCCACAACAUUUACUCUGUGAAGAGCCAACGCUACUUGUUGAACUCAGUCAUGACCUUCUUCAGGGAAUGCUUCCUAGUGGAAAUCCCUGUAGCUCAUCCUGUGUCUGAGGAUGACUAGGAUGACCAUAUCUCACCUUGUUUUUGUAGAACCUGUUGCUCCUGGAAACGAGAAAGUGGUCUAGGACCUGCUUGUCUGAGGAACCACCAGUGAGAAGUGGUGAGGUAUGGUGAGACAAAGUGAAUGAGAGAGAGGGGUCAGACAAUGUUGUUGUGCUCUAUGAAGGGUAAUGAUAGGCUGAGAUGAGAUUGAAGAUUUUUCCUGUACAGUGAUAAUUUUUCCUAUUGCUCUGAUCACGCAAUAGUUCACAUAGAAACAUUUAGGGUAUUACCAGUGUUCUGCAAAUAUCAUAAGUAUACAGUUAGCGUGGUAGAGUUUCAGUAGAGAAGAAGGGAAACUUCAUAUUAGCUGUUUGUAUGGGAGAUAUGUUUUUGUCUUUAAUGUUAAAGAUGUGAAGGGAGAUAUUUAUUUAUUUUUCCUUUUAAAGAAUAUAGUUAUUUCAGACAGCUGUAAUGUAUUGCGAAUUUUAUACCUAGAUACAUAUUCAAUUCUAAUAUGGCAUUUAGCAGGCGCUUUUAUCCAAAGCAAUUUAAAGAGUAUGCAUUAGGGACAAAUACAGGUAACCGGGAUCCUAGGACUUCACUCUUCACAUUUCCCCCCCAAAAUAAAAUGACCUUGGAAAUGAAAACAUUUCCCCCAAUAUUGCACUGAUGCAAUUUUACAAAAUACACAAUCUGCACAGAAGCAAAUUGGCAAACAUUUUAUAUAUAGUACAUUAUCCAAUCAGGUUGUCGCAUGGAAGCCUUUAGUCUAGAGAAUUUACUUCACACAAAGUCACCAUAAAUUCAAAGCACACACAGAAUUGACACAGCUGGACUGCAGACAAGACUUAAAUACAGUUUAGAGGUCUCAUCAGAACUGAAUAUUCUAAAAUGAGCCCGAACCCCCCCCAAAAAAUCCAGAUUUAAAAAACAACAACUAUAGGCUAUAUUGAUUUAAAAUGUUGUUGAGAACAACGUGGCGGUUGGGGGCUGCAACAGACUGAGAGUUCUUUCAAUGGUGGAUGGAUGACUAUCUAUGUC